Pyrenophora tritici-repentis Pt-1C-BFP is the source of this 2748-nucleotide messenger RNA. The record is from RefSeq and is a predicted model, not a curated record. Lineage: Eukaryota; Fungi; Ascomycota; Dothideomycetes; Pleosporales; Pleosporaceae.
AUGUUGUCCAAACUAAACACAGAAGCGUUUGUUGACCAGAGGAAGCAGCUAAUCGCGACCGACACAGCAACACUCCUGGAGCUUGAUUCCACCAUACAAGUCUUGAACGAGAGACAUAACCCUAGGAGCGCCGUCCGCCAGAUUGAUGCCCGACUAGAGCCCUUCAUAUUGUUCAUUGAAAGGUACGCGAAAUCUGUUGAUAUUUUGUCACAGGGUGUGCCAGUGGCGGCCAUCAUCUGGGGUUCACUGCGUGUUCUGCUGGAGAUGGCAUCUUCAGCAUCUCGCUACUUUCAGAAAGGUAUCGAUAUGCUAGAAAGACUAGGCUCACAGGUUUGCCUAUACGCGCGAUACGAGGAUCUAUUUGAAGUAGACGAUCACUUCGCCACUGCGUUAGCUUCUACAUACUCAGAUAUCAUUGACGUGCUUAGAAAGGCGCGCCAGCAGUCCACUCUCCGUUCGCACAAACCUGAGCUUGCAGUGGUGCAUCCAUCGAAGCAAAUGAAAGCCAGCAUAUUAGACUGGAUAGCUCCGCAUGACGUAUCCGCAGAUCUUGUGACGCAUAGCGGGAAGAAAAUGGAAGGUACUGGCACCUGGAUCCUUGACGAUACCAAGUUCCGCGAAUGGAGAGACUGUAGCGAAAGUUCCUUGUUGUGGAUCUCGGGCACGUCUGGAACUGGAAAAACGGUGUUGGCUGCACACGUAGUGCAACAUCUCACUGAUUUUGACACCAGCAAGCAAUACCUUAGCAGCCGCAAUAAUUGCCCAGAUUGUAUACCAAAGUCAAACAAUAAAUCCGACCCUGAUGGUUUGGAUGAGUGCGACGGCGUCACUGAUGUUGCAAUUGCAAUCAAGGGUUUACUUGCCAGUGCGGCCACCGUACACGUAAUUGUCUUCAGCAGGGAUGUACCGCAGAUUAGACUGAAUUUUGGAUUUGGGCCCAUCAUUGCGCUUGAUGGUACCAGAACCCGUCAAGACAUCGAUCGCUUUUCUCGGCAGUCGGUGGCGAGGCUAAUGCUAAACGACAUUGCAUUUGAAGAAAAUGUCGCGAAUACCUUGGCGCAAAGAGCGGACGGAAUGUUCCUUUGGGCUGCUCGUGCUACGGAAAGUCUGAAAGGGGCUACAAAUCCAGGUGAGGUAUCAGGGAUCCUUAGCGGAUUACCAGCCGGUAUCGACGCAUAUUACGAAAAGUGUUUAUGGACACUGGCACAUGAUCACCCCUACAAGCGGAAGCUUGCGGAAACUGUCCUUCAACGGAUCUGCUGUAUAGCUCGGCCAUUGACUUGGGUCGAGCUGGAAUGCUUGCUGAGUUUCAACCAAGAGACUGUCGAGCAGGACCGGCUUCAAACACCGUUUCAAAACGUCGUGCUCGAAAUAUGCGCCCCAUUCAUAAAGAUCGACAACGCUACCAGAAUUAUACAGCUGCAACAUCAUUCCGCACGGGAAUUCUUGCUUCAGCAAACUUCGAAUCUGGAGAUACGUGGCUUUCAUGUCGACGAAGCGGAGAUCCAUCAUGGCCUCGCCGAAAUCUGUCUGCGGCAACUGAUUGCACAACCAUCUGGAUCGCAUCUCAUACAAUAUGCGACAUUGUUCUGGCUGGACCAUCUACUACAAGCUUCUUGCGACGAAAGUCUCCAAGCACUGAUUCUGACUUUUGUGACUGCUCCGGCAGUUCUAGAGAAGUGGCUCCUCGAUCGUAUGAGAUGGGACAGUCAGCGCGGUUUCUCGAUGAGCAAGAUUCUAGGAUCUCAAUCGGUGUUGAACUCCUGGAUGCAGUCUUCUCCUAAUGCACAUGCAAGCCAAUAUAUUUACUGGACUGGGCCGUUGGUGCGCGCAUUACUCAGAAUCGACCGGUUGCAGACGCAAGGAAGAGUCGGACAUCAAGAACUCUGGCUAAGCCAUCUCGAGAAGCUGAUGAUAAUGCGAGAUGUGGCCAGAGUCCUUACCCAGAACAACAUGUUGGAUCAAGGCAUCGCAUGGUUCGAGGCUGCACUAGACCAAAGGCGACAUAAGUGUACUCAGUUAGACAAUUGCUGGAUCAUGAGUGCACUUGGCAUUCUCUACGACCAGAAGAACGACUUCCAACGAUCGCUAGACCUACAUUCCCAUGUUUUGAACAUACAAGAAACACAACUAGGUGGGCAAAGUCUCGAGACACUCUGGACAGUCAACGAGAUGGGCCGCGUACAUCGCCAUCUACAUGACUACGAGAAUGCUGAGAAGCAGCAUCAAAAGGCGCUGAGAUCGCUUCACCAGAUACUUCCUAACGACCAUCUGGAGAUUAUCUGGACGCUCAACACACUCGCACACGCUUAUCGAAAGAACGGCAAGCUGACCGAGGCGCUCUCUUUGCACCAACAAGCACUCAGUGGACAAGAAAGGGCGCUUGGAGUCGUGCAUCUCCAUCCUCUCUGGACGAAAGGCGACAUUGGCAAAUGGUACCUCGGCCUUGGAAAUCUGGACAAAGCGGAAGAGUUCUUUCGUGCUUGCCUGAAAGGACGGACGACACUGCUAGGUAUGGGCCAUGUGGAUUCUUUGUGGACUAUGGCGAAGCUUGGGCAAGUCUUGGCUGCUCGAAACCAUCGCGAGGAAGCUUUCGGUCUGCUUCAAAGGGCUUUUGAGGGACAGACAUCGAAGCUGGGUAGCAAACAUGCACAGACCUUGAAGACAGCUAUUGUCUUGCGUGGCUUGGAGACUACCAGACCAACCUUGUUCGGGGUAACGGUUGUUGCAUGUCCAUUAAGGAAAUGA